AUGUCAGAACCGCCUCCGAAGAACUAUUACAAGGUCGCCGUGCUGAUUCAUGAGGGCGCCGAUAUUCUCGACUGUACAGGCCCGAUGCAAGUGAUAUUGCAUGUCACUUACAACCACAAGUCAGACGAUCCCGAUCCCGUUUUCAAAGUCACGACGAUUGCACAAAAGAGUAUAGUUCACACAGCUACUUUCCUUCACAUCGAACCCGACAUCCUAUUACCAGAUGUUCUGGAUAAGAUCACAGAGUACGAUAUCCUCAUAGUCCCCGGUCCUUCACUAUCAAUGAUACAACAGUUGAUCAAAGACCCCGACAUCCCGGAACUGGAUCUAAUUCGCCGAUAUACCACUUCAGAACCUUCCCGCUCUCGCAUUCUCUUCUCCGUCUGUACGGGUGCAUUACUUCUAACCGCAGCAGGCAUUCUAUCCGGAUUAACGGCCACAACGCACCAUCUCGCCCUAUAA
This is a messenger RNA of Penicillium longicatenatum, 462 nucleotides long. RefSeq lists its product as uncharacterized. The record is from RefSeq and is a predicted model, not a curated record. The transcript has a single exon. Lineage: Eukaryota; Fungi; Ascomycota; Eurotiomycetes; Eurotiales; Aspergillaceae. The coding region runs from base 1 to 462 and encodes 153 amino acids.